Molecule: messenger RNA, 1874 nt
Organism: Miniopterus natalensis
Lineage: Eukaryota; Metazoa; Chordata; Mammalia; Chiroptera; Miniopteridae
Gene: PDK3
Product: pyruvate dehydrogenase kinase 3
Biological process (GO): regulation of glucose metabolic process; protein phosphorylation
Cellular component (GO): mitochondrion
Molecular function (GO): pyruvate dehydrogenase (acetyl-transferring) kinase activity
Source: RefSeq, a predicted model, not a curated record
AUGCGGCUGUUCCGGUGGCUGCUGAAGCAGCCGGUGCCCAAGCAGAUUGAGCGCUACUCGCGCUUCUCCCCGUCGCCGCUCUCCAUCAAGCAGUUUCUGGACUUCGGGAGAGACAAUGCGUGUGAGAAAACGUCCUACAUGUUUCUGCGGAAGGAGCUUCCCGUGCGCCUGGCCAACACCAUGAGAGAAGUUAACCUUCUGCCGGAUAAUUUGCUGAACCGGCCUUCGGUGGGACUGGUCCAGAGUUGGUAUAUGCAGAGCUUCCUUGAACUUUUGGAGUAUGAAAAUAAGAGCCCUGAGGAUCCAAAGGUCUUAGAUAACUUUCUACAAGUUCUGGUUAAAGUCCGAAAUAGACACAAUGAUGUGGUUCCUACAAUGGCACAAGGAGUGAUUGAAUACAAGGAGAAGUUUGGGUUCGAUCCGUUCAUUAGCAGUAACAUCCAGUAUUUUCUGGACCGCUUCUAUACCAACCGCAUCUCCUUCCGAAUGCUUAUUAACCAGCACACACUUCUGUUUGGUGGUGACACUAAUCCUGCUCAUCCUAAACACAUCGGAAGUAUCGAUCCCACCUGCAAUGUGGCUGACGUCGUGAAAGAUGCGUAUGAAACCGCCAAGAUGUUAUGUGAACAGUAUUACAUGGUCGCUCCAGAGUUGGAAAUUGAAGAAUUCAAUGCCAAAGCCCCAGGCAAACCCAUUCAGGUAGUUUAUGUGCCCUCGCAUCUGUUUCACAUGCUGUUUGAGCUGUUUAAGAACUCCAUGAGAGCAACAGUCGAACUGUACGAAGAUAGGAAAGAGGCCCACCCAGCGGUUAAAACCCUCGUUACUCUGGGCAAAGAAGACUUGUCUAUUAAGAUCAGUGACUUAGGUGGUGGCGUCCCCCUCCGAAAAAUAGAUCGUCUUUUUAACUACAUGUAUUCAACUGCUCCCAGACCAAGCCUGGAGCCUACAAGAGCUGCCCCUCUGGCUGGAUUUGGCUAUGGCUUGCCAAUUUCUCGCCUGUAUGCUAGAUAUUUCCAAGGAGAUCUGAAACUGUAUUCUAUGGAAGGCGUGGGUACAGAUGCUGUAAUUUAUUUGAAGGCUCUUUCGAGUGAAUCCUUCGAGAGGCUUCCAGUGUUCAAUAAGUCAGCUUGGCGCCACUACAAGACCACACCUGAAGCCGAUGAUUGGAGCAACCCCAGCAGAGAGCCCAGAGACGCUUCUAAAUACAAGGCAAAACAAGACAAGAUCAAGACUAAUAGAACUUUCUAGAGAACUGAAUGCUUUGGUCCUCUCUGUGAAGAAAGAUCAUCUUCUGCAAGUCAACCUCUGAACUCCUUUCCUCUGCCAACUCUGAGCGUGACACCGUAGUUUUUCCAGUACUGGACUUUUUUCAGAGAAACUGUCAUGUAGCUACUUCAGACCUUCCAACUAAAGUAGUAAACUGCGUACCUUUUCCUUGUAUGUUGUGAUUUGGUUGGUGCCUGUCAUAGGAGAGCACAGAGCCUCGGGGGCGCUCUUGUGUCCUCAUGCCUCUCUCCUCAUUGUCAUAGAGUCCAGUGUCUACAGUGUCCCCGGGGUCCUAAGCUCCUUCCUCAUUCCACAUACAGCAGAUCUGUACUGUUGCGCUUGGUGACCAAAUACCAUGUUUGUCCCAAACCACCAACUGAGGCCUGGGGAGCCUGGGACUGAAGCCGUCAGCUGAGCGCCUUGAUUCAGCCCCAGGGCCCCCCUCUCUCACGCCCCCCUCCUCGCUCUCUGAGAGUCUGGCCUUCUGCCAUCUGCUUGUGUUCUCAUUGUGAGGUGCGUGUACUUUUGCAUUCCGUCUUCAAUGCAUUGGUUUAUUUUUAAAUUCACUUGUAUACCUCUCUUCUGUCCAUUAAACCAUUCUAAAAGUU